AUGAUCUUCUGCCAUGUCCUGCCCUUCCUCUUUGCCAUUCAUGAGAUCAACCAGAGUCCAAGGCUCUUUCCCAACAUCACUCUGGGCUACAACCUCUAUGAGAACUUUGUCAAUGCAAGAAUGAUCUAUGAGGCCAUGAUGGACCUGCUGUCGACAGGGCAGGAGAAUGUCCCAAACUACAGUUGCGGAACACCCAAAAAUCUGUUGGCCGUACUUGAAGGAACUGAUUCUGAGCUGUUUCAUCAUGUUGGUCAUCUACAAAAUCCCACAGUUACUCCAUUCCACUCACACCUGACUUCCCUCCAAGAGAAUGAAGACAAAGAACUAUGGUCUGCCAUAUUCCAACCACAUCCAAGGAAGAACAAGGAUUGCUAUGGAGAUCUGGAGGCAGGCUGUAUCUCACCUUCGGCAAGAGAACUGUGCUUCCCCCCAGAGAGAUCUGAGACCCAAGACCGUGGCCCCUGUCUCAGAGACCUAGAGCAGGUCUCCACCAUGAUAGAGGAAAUGCUGCUGCUGCUUCUCCUGCUGUCCCAUUUUCCCUGUGGGACACUGAUGGUCGGAUGUCAGUUGAAUGUGUUAAAAGAGGAAAAAUACAUGUUCAAUUACUACAAGCCAGGAGACUUUCUGAUCAGUGGGAUCAUAUCUGCAUCUAGUACUGUAGUUCAACCGUAUGUUUUCUUCAUGCCUCCCAAGAACACAUUUGUAAGUAAGCUUGUGAGUUUCUGCCAUGUCCUGCCCUUCUUCUUCGCCAUUCAUGACAUCAACCAGAAUCCAAGGCUCUUACCAAAUAUUACACUGGGCUACAACAUCUAUGAGAUCUUUUUCAAUGCAAGGAUAACUUACGAUGCCAUGCUGGAUUUGCUAUCCAGGGGACAGGUGAAUGUCCCAAACUACAGUUGUGGAAGAUCAAAAAAUCUGCUGGCGGUGCUUGAAGGGACUGAUUCUGAGCUCUUCAACCAUGUUUCAACCAUGCUAGGCAUCUACAAAAUCCCACAGCUUCAUCCUUUUCUAAGAAACUUCCAGCUUUACAAUCUUUCUGUGGGGAAUGUUUAUUUGGAUGAGGCUGGAAAUCCUGUGGCUGACUUUGGUAUCGUGAACUGGGCAAUGCUUCCCAACAAGUCUGCUGUCGGGGUGAAAAUUGGAAAGAUCGAAAGAGAGGCCUCUUCAGAAGUCAAGCUCUCCAUCAAUCAGAGUGCCAUCCUAUGGCCAACGUCAUUUAACCAGGAGGCACCUUUUUCUAGGUGUACUGAAAGUUGUCUCCCAGGAUACACCAAGGUCAUGAGAGAGGGAGCACCAGUUUGCUGUUAUGACUGUUCUCCAUGUGUGGAAGGAACAAUCUCCAGACAGGAAGAUGCAGCCGAUUGUGAAAAAUGUCCAGAUGACCAGCAUUCCAAUAAGAAGCAAGAUCAAUGUGUCCCCAAAACUGUAAGUUUCCUGUCCUAUGAUGAAAAGCUAGGUCUCAUCCUGGCUCUCAUUGCUUCUUUUUUGUCUUUAACAACUGCCUUCAUUCUGGGAAUCUUCAUUAAAUACCGAGAAACUCCCAUAGUCAAAGGCAACAACCAGGACCUCACCUACAUUCUCCUGGUCUCCCUCCUCCUUUCCUUCUUGAUUGCCCUUCUAUUCAUUGGUCGCCCCAAGAAAGUGACCUGCCUUCUUCGACAAACCACCUUCAGUGUUGUUUUCUCAGUUGCCGUGUCUUCUUUGCUGGCCAAGACUGUCAUGGUGGUGAUGGCCUUUCUGGCCACAAAGCCAGGCAGCAGGAUGAGGAAAUGGCUGGGGAAGACUCUGGCCAACUCCAUCAUUUUAUCCUGCUCUGGGGUUCAGGUGGGCCUCUGUACCAUGUGGCUGGGAAUCUCUCCGCCAUUCCCAGAUUCUGAUCUAUAUUCCCAACCUGGACACAUUGUGCUGCAGUGUAAUGAAGGCUCAGUUACCAUGUUCUAUACCACCCUUGGCUACAUGGGCUUUCUGGCUGCCAUCUGCUUCUUGGUGGCUUUCCUGGCCCGGAAGCUCCCAGGGUCCUUCAAUGAAACCAAGUUGAUCACCUUCAGCAUGCUGGUUUUCUGCAGCGUUUGGGUCUCCUUUAUCCCCACUUACCUGAGCUCCAAAGGUAAAUUCAUGGUGGCUGUGCAGAUCUUCUCCAUCCUGGCCUCCAGCCUGGGCUUACUGGGCUGCAUCUUUGUCCCGAAAUUUUACAUCAUCAUCCUGAGACCUGACAUGAACACCAAGGAGCACCUAAUGAUGAAAAACAAGAAGGGCUCCUGA
Candoia aspera is the source of this 2262-nucleotide messenger RNA. RefSeq names its product vomeronasal type-2 receptor 26-like. Lineage: Eukaryota; Metazoa; Chordata; Lepidosauria; Squamata; Candoiidae. Bases 1 to 2262 code for a protein of 753 amino acids. Gene Ontology annotation, molecular function: G protein-coupled receptor activity. Gene Ontology annotation, cellular component: plasma membrane. The transcript has 7 exons. The record is from RefSeq and is a predicted model, not a curated record. Gene Ontology annotation, biological process: G protein-coupled receptor signaling pathway.